Molecule: messenger RNA, 1745 nt
Organism: Cyprinus carpio (common carp)
Lineage: Eukaryota; Metazoa; Chordata; Actinopteri; Cypriniformes; Cyprinidae
Source: RefSeq, a predicted model, not a curated record
UGUGUGUGUUGGUGGAGGGUUGGACUCUGGAAACAGUCCGGAGCACAAAAAGGUACAAAUCAGAAGAUCACUGGCAGAGCUCUGACACACACUGAACCUGUAGGAUGGCUCCCGCUGUUUUACUCAUCGGCUGUCUGCUCGCCACAAUCAGCUGCUUAACCACAGCUCAGACUACCACAUCAAUUAAUGCUUCUCCUGCAUCCCCUAAUGCAACUGACAUGUCGGACAACGCAACUAAUGUAUUACCUAAUGCAACUAGUGCAACUACCAUUUUGCCCAACGGGGCUAACACAUCACCUAGCACCACCAUGUUGCCCAGCGCAACCAACACGGCGCCCAACACAACCAACAUGGUGCCCAACACAGACACCAUGUUGCCCAACAUAACCAACAUGGCACCCAACACAGACACCAUGGCGCCCAACACAACCAACACGGUGCCCAACACAGCCACCAUGGCGCCUAACACAACCAACACAACGCCCAACACAGCCACCAUGGCGCCCAACACAACCAACACAACGCCCAACACAGCCACCAUGGCGCCCAAUGCAACCAACACGUUGCCCAACGCAACCAACAUGCUGCAAAAUGCAACCAACACACCGCCAAACGCAACCAACAUGCCGCCCAACACAGCCACCAUGGCGCCUAAUGGAUCUACUACAUCAACUAAUGCGACUACAACGAAUGCAACAACUCCUCAGGCUCCAUUGUAUGGAAGUUGUGCGAGUCCAGAUCUGUGCUGCUCUGGACUGAAUAACAGCUGUCAUCGCGGAAAUUGUUUUUGUGAUGUUGCUUGUCUGAGAUUACGUGACUGCUGCCCUGAUUUCAAACCCACAUGCCUCACAGUGAAAAACAGCACAAACAGCACCAACACUUUGCCACUAACAGGGAGGUGUUCACAUCCGACUCUGUGCUGCAGUGGCACAGACUACAGCUGUUUCAGAGGCUGUUUCUGUGAUGAGACCUGCAAACAGCUCAACGACUGCUGUCCCGACCUCAACAGCACCUGCAAUUUCACUACCCCAACUACAGCUCCACCCGUCAACUCCACUACAGUUCCACCCUUCAACUCCACUAAACCUCCUCCCUUCAACUCCACUACAGUUCCACCCUUCAACUCCACUAAACCUCCACCCUUCAACUCCACUAAACCUCCUCCCUUCAACUCCACUAAAUCUCCUUCCUUCAACUCCACUAAAGCUCCACCCGUCAACUCCACUACAGCUCCACCUAAAGAUGUUCUGACGAUACUCACUAAUCUGGAGGUGGAGGUUUUGGCCGAGGAGUCGUCCACUGAAGAAGAGCGUCAGGCUGCACUGCUUCAGGUUGCCUCUUUAGUGGAGAAUUACUUAAGAGGGAAUUAUAAUGACAUCAACUCUUUUGAGGUCACAAGAAUUGAGUCACUGUCACCGUGUGAUUGAGACUGAAAUCAGCUAUGAUUGGAAGAGGAACAGACAUGAAUGAACUCUCAUCGCUGGACUUUUACUAUUUUAAUAUGAGAUUAAAUUAUUUAUGGUGACGGUUCAACAAAAACACUGCAAUUUCUGAUAUACAAUGCUUGUAUAUUUAACAUUAAAAUUAAAAAGAUAAACGUUUAUGUUUGAUGCAAACUAUGGAAAGUGAGAUUUCAGUUUGCUUUUUGGGGGGAGAUUCCUGUCUAUGCUGUAUGUUUAUUUCUUAUGUCUGGAUUCCUAAAUUUUUUUGCAAUUCAUGAAAUAAAUAUAAAUAAUCUGAAUUUA